Molecule: messenger RNA, 471 nt
Organism: Osmia bicornis bicornis
Lineage: Eukaryota; Metazoa; Arthropoda; Insecta; Hymenoptera; Megachilidae
Product: procyclic form-specific polypeptide B-alpha-like
Exons: 4
Coding region: 1-471 (156 amino acids)
Source: RefSeq, a predicted model, not a curated record
AUGGAUCUACGAAAUCGCAAAAGCAGAAAAGCGAAAUCAUUGGGGGCGCAGCCGCAGCCGCAACCCCAGGCGCAGCCGCAGUCGCAACCCCAAGCGCAGCCGCAGCCGCAACCACGGGCGCAGCCGCAACCCCAGGCGCAGCCGCAGCCGCAACCCCAGGCCCAGCCGCAACCACAGGCCCAGCCGCAACCACAGGCCCAGCCGCAGCCGCAACCACAGCCGCAGCCGCAACCCCAGGCCCAGCCGCAGCGGCAGCUGCAGCUGCUCUUGCAACAGCAGCAGGACAUGCAUCAAGACAUGCAAAAUUCGGGGUAUAUCCAGCAUGCGCCGGAACACCAACAAAACCUACAAACAGGUGAUACUGUAAGUCACAUACAUAUCAAUGGAGCAGCGGCGGCUGGAGCGGCGGCUGGAGCGGCAGCGUGUGAGAGUAUGCCGCCAGCUGUGGCGCCAGGCGAACCUAAAUCGUGA